UUUGUUUGAACAGUGUUCAACUCAAUUCUCUAAUUAAUAUGCCAAUAUAUAAUAAUUGGAAACCUGAAAUCAUUCUCCCAAAUUCUCAUGUAAACAGACCAACAUGAACUCCAGAGUGAAAAUUCUACUUUCUUCUUCAGGAUUUUCCCACUUCUGCUUCAUCUUUUUCUUCUUAUUUCGCAACUUCACUGCUCUAGUUACUGACGCUGAUGAAGUGAAGGCAUUGAACUCAAUAUUUCAAAAAUGGAAUACACAACCAGAGCCAGGCGCGUGGAACAUAAGUGGAAAGCCAUGCAGUGGAACUGCCACAGAUGCAAAUGCCAGCUUGGAUGACCACAAUCCUGCUAUCAAAUGUGACUGUUCCUUAGAAAAUAGUUCGACAUGCCAUAUUACUCACCUGAGGGUAUUUCAACUGGAAAAAACAGGAGAAAUCCCAGAAGAACUAGUGGCUUUGCAAUUUCUGAUACAUCUUGAAAUUAAUCAAAAUUACUUCUACGGUCCCUUGCCUGCGUUUAUUGGAAACUUAUCUCGAUUGGAGUUUUUAAGGGUUAGCCGAAAUACCCUUUCAGGGCUCCCAAAGGAACUUGGAAAACUUAAGCAGUUAACUUAUCUGGCUAUAGGCUCCAACAAUUUCUCUGGAACUCCUCCUGAAUUGGGAUUCUUAGACAAACUAGAGGAAAUAGAUGUUUCUUACAAUUAUCUAUCAAGAUCUUUUCCGAAAUGGGUGACUAAUGAUGUAACGUUGAAUCUAGUGGGCAACAACUUCACAUUUGACAUAUCGAACAUCAGUGAUUUCUAUGGAUUGAACUGUCUCCAGAGAUACUUCCCCUGCAAUAGAAAUACUCCACGCUAUUCACAUAUAGCAAUCAACUCUGGUGGCAAAAAGUUCAGAGAUUAUGAAGCCGACGACAGAGAUAUCGGUGAAACUUCUUUUGUUGUACUUAAUUCACAAAAAUGGGCAAUUAGUAAUGUGGGUUUUUUGUUUACUGAGGGAGGACAAGCAUUUAACACACUUGCUCAAAAUUCCGGAACCAAAGUAAUUAAUAGUAAAACUACACCCCCAGAUCUUUAUCAAACUUCAAGAAAAUCGAUUGGCUCACUUCGAUAUUAUGGACUUGGUCUUGAGAAUGGGCCUUACAAUGUAAGCUUGUUCUUUGCCGAAAUAGUUUAUGAAAAUCAAGACUCAAGAAAAUGGGGGAGCCUUGGAAGGCGUGUUUUCGAUAUCUAUAUCCAGGGAACUCGUCGGUGGAAGGAUUUUGACAUAUCAAAGGAAGCAGGUGGGGUUAGAAGAGCAAUUACGAAGAGCUUUAACGCUAAUGUGACUGAGAACCAUCUUGAAAUUCACCUAUUUUGGGCUGGUAAAGGGACCUGCUGCAUACCUGGAGAUGGUAGCUAUGGACCAUUAAUUUCUGCUCUUAGUGUCACUCCAGAAUUCCGACCAACUAUUGGUAUUGAACGAAAAAACCAGAUUGGGUUGAUUGUUGGUAUUGCAGUCCCUCUUUCAAUUUUGGGCUUUAUAUUGAUGGUUUUAGUUUUUUAUACGAGGAUGAAAGGAGACAAUGAUGAUGCGGAAGUGCUACUUGGAAUAGGACCUAAACUGAAAACUUUCAGUUAUGCUGAGUUGAGAUCUGCAACAAAAGACUUCAACCCUUCAAAUAAGCUAGGAGAGGGAGGAUUUGGACCUGUGUACAAGGGUGUGCUUUCUAAUGGAAGGAUAAUAGCUGUGAAGCAACUUUCACUGGGAUCCCACCAAGGGAAAAAUCAGUUUAUUAAUGAGAUCGCUUCCAUAACUGCAGUGCAACAUCGCAAUCUUGUGAAAUUGUAUGGAUGCUGUAUUGAAGGAAUUAGGCGCCUACUUGUUUAUGAAUAUCAUGAAAACAACAGCCUUGAUAAAGUAUUAUUUGGAAAUAGGAAGUUUCAUCUCAAUUGGCCUACUCGAUUUAAAAUAUGUUUGGGAACCGCAAAAGGUCUAGCAUAUCUUCACGAGGAGUCAAAACCAAAGAUUGUACAUCGAGAUGUCAAAGCAAGCAAUAUUUUACUUGAUACAGAACUCUGUCCCAAGAUAUCAGAUUUUGGAUUGGCAAAGCUGUUUGAUGAUAAGAAAACUCACAUCAGCACAGGUGUUGCAGGGACUAUUGGUUAUCUUGCACCAGAGUAUGCAAUGCGUGGGCACCUGACAUAUAAGGCUGAUGUAUUCAGUUUUGGUGUUGUUGCUUUGGAGAUUAUCAGUGGAAGAGCAAACUCUCAUACUAACUUGGAUAGGGAAAAGAUUUAUCUUCUUGAAUGGGCUUGGAGUCUUCAUGAAAGCAACCAAAGUUUGGGGCUGGUUGAUCCCACACUGAUAGAGUUCGAUGAAAAUGAAGCUCUUCGAGUAAUAGCUGUGGGUCUCUUGUGCACUCAAGCAUCAGCAAUGUCAAGGCCACCAAUGUCCCAAGUUGUGAACAUGCUUACUAGAGACAUAGAAAUUGGAGUUGUUACAUCAAAGCCAAGUUAUUUAACUGAUUGGAAUUUUAAUGAUGAAACAAGAAGCUUUAUUAUGAACAGCGGUAUUGGCACAUCUUCAUCUAUGGCAAGUUACAGCAAGAAUAAAAGCGACAAUCCAAAUGAUCUUAGCCAAGGAGUUGACCCACUAGUCUCUCCAUUAAAUGUCAACCAAUUUAGUGAUACAAUAGCAGAGGGAAGGUAAGAAAUAUCUUCACUCAUUGAAACUGAGCGAAUGAUGUAUCCGCAUGCCCUUUUCUAUUGUUGGCAGCAUUUUCAAACUCAAACUAUAGUAGACUUUUAGUGUUGGGAAGUUUUCCUUGCAGACCAAUAAUAUUAGACAAUUGAUUGGAAGACCAUCACACAAUGAGUAUAGUGAGAAAAAAACUCUGUGUUUCUUAUUGUAGUGUCGCUUCUGUAAAAUUUUAUAUGGACUUUCUGGAUAAAUUUCUAUUGUAGUAUGGUAUAUGUUGAUGGAGUUGGUGAUAACCUGUUGGAAAUGGACAAAAUUUGGCUGAAGGUUUAAAUUGUAUUUCUGGAGCCAAAGUUUUUGUAUUUGUUUUGUUAGGCUGCAGUGGUUAUGGAGCAAAUAUUAGGCCAAUCAAGUUAAGUUUUUCUGA
This is a messenger RNA of Pistacia vera, 3101 nucleotides long. RefSeq names its product probable LRR receptor-like serine/threonine-protein kinase At1g56140. NCBI's taxonomy places the organism in Eukaryota, Viridiplantae, Streptophyta, Magnoliopsida, Sapindales, Anacardiaceae. Gene Ontology annotation, biological process: protein phosphorylation. The record is from RefSeq and is a predicted model, not a curated record. Gene Ontology annotation, molecular function: ATP binding; protein kinase activity.